This is a messenger RNA of Ciona intestinalis (vase tunicate), 1205 nucleotides long. The record is from RefSeq and is a predicted model, not a curated record. NCBI's taxonomy places the organism in Eukaryota, Metazoa, Chordata, Ascidiacea, Phlebobranchia, Cionidae.
GCUAACCACUAUGCCACGGCGCCAGGUAAUACAUACUAAUUAAACAAGCAUGUUACAGAAUCAGAUGCUUACGAAGAAUUCAACAUUCAAAACACCAAACUGGACAUCCCUGCAAGCCACUUGGUGCAAAAGUACAAGGAUAUGUUGGCUUCUAAUGAGGCAGCUUUUAAGAAGCAAUUCCAGGAACUGGCAACAGCUACUAAAGAAAUUAAACUCCCCAAAACACAUGCUGAAAAUCCAUUACACAAGAAGAAAAAUAGAUACAAUAACAUUUUACCAUAUGAUGCUACAAGGGUAUGUCUGAAAGAAACAGCUGAGAAUCCUGAUUAUAUAAAUGCAAAUUAUGUUAAUGGUUAUUCUCAGGAGCAUAAAUUCAUAGCAACACAAGGUCCAUUGGAUCGAACAACUGGAGAUUUCUGGAGGAUGGUUUGGGAACAGGAAUGCUUGGUUAUAGUUAUGCUUACUAAUCCUGUUGAAUCUGGCAAGACAAAGUGUGCAAAAUACUGGCCUGACCAAGGAAAACGUUGCAGAUAUGAUGGUUACAGUGUUGAAACUGUAAAAGAGGUUGAUUAUGGUUCUUACAUAGUACGGACAAUAAACAUUGAAGAAACCAACAAUGAAUAUGCAACGGUGUUAGGAACAUUGCAGCUAUUCCAAUACACAGAAUGGCCAGAGGAAGACGUGCCUUUGAUUUCCACAAGUUUGAUUCAAAUGCAGGCCAAAGUAAACACUACUUGGUCAAGUCUUUUUAAUGGCAAACAGUUUCCUAUAGUUGUGCAUGGCAGUGCUGGGGCAGGGCGUACAGGAGCGUACAUAGGGUUUGAUAUUUUACUCGAUGAAAUGGAAUCAAAGGAUCAGGUUAAUGUAUUCAGGACUGUGCUGAACAUGAGAAAGCAAAGGAUGGACAUGGUGCAGAACAUGGUUUGUAAAACUGUGUUGUGGUUGUUGCAGUGUUUAACAUUACUUUUCAUCACAGAAACAGUACAUAUUUCUGUAUAAAGUUAUGAGCGAAUGUUAUGCACUUGGAAACACUGGAGUAAAGUGAAUCUGGAAAAGGAAAUUCUACUAAGAAACAUAUUUACUAUAUAUUCCCACAUUGUUAGACUACAUAUUCUAUUUAUUUUUUAAUGUUGUUUUUUAGAUUUUCUCAAUUGUUGUAUAUUAUUGAUUCCUUAUCCGUGAAAAACACAAUUAUGUUAACAGAG